AUGAGCUGCUCCUGCCGAACAACAACUCUGGGCAUUUUCGUUCGGAGCUUAACUGGCCUCCGAGUGUCCAACACCACCGCCAGCCACUUAUUCCCCGCGCUGAAUCCGCAAAGGACACAGCCGGCCUUCCGGAGCCUGCGAGCUGGUCCUCCCAUCGCCCGACAGUUUGGUGCCACCGCGCUGAGAACACAGAACAAGGAUGGGUCUGGGGAGGAAGAAGACGGGCACGCGAGCAAUCAUGCGGCGACAGCCAGCAGUUCCAGCCAAGAGCUGCCUGUCUCCUCGGAACUCUUAGACAGAGGGAUGGCCAACGGCGCCAUUCUAGACUUGUCACCCGAAUCAAUCUCGGCACUGAGCCAAAGCACACCACGAUACUCGGACAGGAAACGAGGCCCACGCAAAUUCGCCGAUGACCACACGGGCGGACCAAAGCUACGUAGCGGCAACAGCAGUCAACUCUACAGACGAAAGAUUCUGCCCAAGGAGGAGAAGACCCAGCAUGUCACGGCCGACCAGGCGCGACCAGAGAAGGAAACAUGGCAGAUCCAGAAGACUGCGUUGACGCAAAAGUUUCCCGAAGGGUGGAGUCCACGAAAACGGUUGUCUCCCGACGCGCUCGACGGCAUCAGAGCCCUGCACGCGCAGUUUCCCGAGGAAUAUACCACCGAGGUGCUCGCCAAGAAGUUUGAGGUCUCGGCCGAAGCGAUUCGCCGCAUCCUCAAGAGCAAGUGGCAGCCGACCACGGAGGAGGACAUUGAUCGCCAGGACCGCUGGUUCAAGCGCGGCAAGCGUAUCUGGGGCCACAUGGCGGAGCUGGGCAAGAAGCCGCCUCGGCGCUGGCGCAAGGAGGGCGUUGUGCGAGACCCGAGCUGGAACCAGAAGAGGUCAGGCCCGCGCACAGAGUAUCCGUACAUGCCGCAACGGCCAGCGGAGGACCUUGAGGAGGAGAAUGAGAGUCCUCAUAAGAAGCUUGGCGAUAAUCUAGUGUGA
Messenger RNA from Microdochium trichocladiopsis, 990 nucleotides. RefSeq lists its product as uncharacterized. Gene Ontology annotation, cellular component: nucleus. The record is from RefSeq and is a predicted model, not a curated record. Lineage: Eukaryota; Fungi; Ascomycota; Sordariomycetes; Xylariales; Microdochiaceae. The coding region runs from base 1 to 990 and encodes 329 amino acids. The transcript has a single exon.